AUGCGUGCAGCCGUGAAAAGUGCCUCUCACACCUCAGCAGCAGGUGAUCCGUCGCCUGAUGUUGUGUAUCGUCCGCGUGGUGAGUCACCACGUGCGUCAGGUACACCUGUUGCGUCUGCAGUAGGUACCACGAGUCGUUUUCAAGAUGGGUCUGAGAUAGAGCUCAUCUAUUCCGGCGAUUUGGAUGAUGCAUCCGACUCGAAGGCGACACCUCACUCCUCGGGAUCACCCGGGGCGGACGCUGCAAAAGCCAGGCUGACUGGCUCUGGUCAGCGCGGCAGUCUCAUGACCGAGAUCUUCGGAUCGAGUGAUUACUCCGAUGAGUCUCCGCCUCACGCAAGUCAAUCCAACGAUAGGACACGUGGGAAUGGUGGUGAUGCACCUUAG
This is a messenger RNA of Peronospora matthiolae, 387 nucleotides long. Lineage: Eukaryota; Oomycota; Peronosporomycetes; Peronosporales; Peronosporaceae. The record is from the annotation of a GenBank genome assembly.